AGAAGCCUGUAAACAUAAAAAUGGCAUCAAAAUUGAGAAGGUGGAGCAAGGAUAUUUAUAUCUCUGCUCUGCUUGGAGUGCUUCUCUAUGUUACUUUAACCACUUGUUUCCAUGGAUUACAUAACUAUUUGGAGGAACAUACCCAAGUCAACCUCGCCGACAACUCGGUUAAAAGACAAGGCUUGGUGGUACGAAGCGUAAGAGAUGGGUUUACAGCAUUGGCAAUCCGGUUUCUUCAUUUCUUGGUGGCGAAAUUGUUACAGUUCAGACAUGUGCUGCUGCUGCACCAACCGGUUCCUUUCAUGCCCAUCACAUUUUGGCUAGCCUUUAUGCUAUCAAUCUUCCAUCAGUCUUUGUGAUAAGAAUUUCAAGACAUGAUUGCAUUUUUGGAGAAUAAAAAUUAAAGAAGUUUUUUUUCUUCUUUUUUACAAGUUCUUGAUUAAUCUUGAACCAAUGAUUAAUUA
Molecule: messenger RNA, 464 nt
Organism: Gossypium raimondii (Peruvian cotton)
Lineage: Eukaryota; Viridiplantae; Streptophyta; Magnoliopsida; Malvales; Malvaceae
Exons: 2
Coding region: 21-359 (112 amino acids)
Source: RefSeq, a predicted model, not a curated record